AGCUGCCCUACCCUGCCCUCUCGUGGUGUGGCUGUGCCGGUGGCAGGCGCGGGGGGCACCGGGAGCCGUGCCGCGGAGUCAGGGCCGCGCUAUGGGCGCCAAGCGUCGCGGGGCCGCCACAGCAGCACCGGCGGGAAGAAAGCGGGGAAAGCGGGAGGCGCUAGCGGAGCUCAGCGACAUCCUCCGGGACACGGCACUGCGGGAGCGGGCGGCGGAGGCCUGGGCCCGUAGGGAGCAGCUCCGACAUGAGGUGGCGGCGGUGGAGCCGACCCCGUUCCGGCACGGCGUCAUUCCCGGUUUCCUGGCGCGUGCGGCCUUCGCGGAAGCGCUGCGGGACGAGCUGCUAGGCCUCGGCUUCCGCGGGCGGCGGAACGACCUUCUCUCGCUGCGGCAGUCCGAGGAGCUGAGGGGAAGCUUGGAGCCGCACGUCGCCGCGCUGAGGCAUGCUCUAUGUGAAGAAUUCCGACCGUGGCUUUCUGCCGUGACACAGAUAGAGCUGGAGCCAACUAUUGAUAUCUCCUGUGCUAAAUAUGAAUAUACUGAUGUCUUGCUGUGCCAUGACGAUGAGUUGGAAGGUCGGAGAAUUGCUUUCAUCCUGUACCUCGUCCCACCCUGGGAGAAAAGCGACGGGGGAACGCUGGACCUGUACAGCACAAAUGAACACUUUCAACCCCAGCAAAUUGUCAAGUCAUUGGUACCUUCAUGGAACACCCUGGUUUUCUUUGAAGUGUCUCCAGUCUCUUUCCACCAGGUGUCCGAAGUUCUGUCAGAGGAGAAGUGCCGCUUGUCAGUGAGUGGCUGGUUUCAUGGCCCAUCAAUAGUCAGACCUGCAGGCUGCAUUGAAGCUCCCCUGCCCAGGAGUCCACACAUACCCUACAAUCAUGAAAUCUUGUAUGAGUGGAUCAGCCUAGUUUAUUUGGACAUGGACUCCCAAGCUCAAAUCCAGGAGGAAUUUGAGGAGCGAUCAGAAAUUCUCCUGAAAGAUUUUCUCAAGAAAGAGAAAUACCAACUACUGUGUGAAGCUUUGGAGAACAAAGAUAUCCAGUGGAGUAGUCAGGGGCCUGCCAAUAAAAGACUCUAUGAGACAGCAGAGGAAGACAGCCUCCCUGAAAUCCUGGAUAAAUUCCUGCAGUUCUUACGCUCUGAGGCCUUGUUUUUACUGCUGUCCAACUUCACUGGCCUAAAGCUGCACUUUCUGGCUCCCUCUGAUGAGGAUGAAGAUGCUGGGGAAGGAAAAGCCACAGACACCACUGGGUACAGCAGUCCCAAACCUGAGCAGGAAGAGGCUGAACACUAUGCUGACAGCAAACCCCAUCAACCAGACCAGCCUGAUCAUGUCCACAAAGCACAAGACAGCAAGACACAGAAUGGCUCUGGUAUCCCUGUAUGUGCAGGGGAGCUGAGACGCUGGACCCACGGACAUUAUACUCUAGUCCAUGACACUCAAGCAACAGAGUUUGCACUUGACUUGCUCUUUUUCUGUGGCUGUGAGGAUUGGGAUCCAGAAUACGGUGGCUUUACUUCAUACAUUGCUAAAGGUGAAGAUGAAGAGCUGUUGACAGUGAAUCCAGAGGACAACUGCCUGGCUUUGGUUUAUAGAGACAAAGAAACUAUGAAGUUUGUGAAGUACAUCAAUCACCGUAGUUUGGCACGUCUGAACAAGCACCCAAACAGAACAGGAUUUUGGGAUUUUUCCUUUGUCUAUUACGAGUAAUGGUGCAGAGUGUGACCAGAGAACACAGAGUGGGGAGGGGGCAGGUUUCUGUCCAGGCCUUCAGCUGGGAUCUCUCUAAGCCCAGACAGACUUUGCUGAUGCCAGGUUCAUCAGGCUGUACACAAGCUGUACCCUACCACAUAGGGUUCAGGUGACUUCAGUUUACAAAUGGAACCAUCUGCUUUUAAUGCUGCGUGGAGGGGAUCGGUUUGACACAGCUGUCAGCUUACUAGCUGUUCUCUCAUGGAAACAGUUUAGUGUGCAUCUAACCUGAAAAUUACAACUGUACAUUGCCCCAGGCUGAUGACUGAUUUUAUUAAAAGAAGAAAGAAAGGAAA
Melopsittacus undulatus (budgerigar) is the source of this 2052-nucleotide messenger RNA. It is a transcript of the gene OGFOD1, whose product is annotated as 2-oxoglutarate and iron dependent oxygenase domain containing 1. The transcript is spliced from 13 exons. Gene Ontology annotation, cellular component: cytoplasm. NCBI's taxonomy places the organism in Eukaryota, Metazoa, Chordata, Aves, Psittaciformes, Psittaculidae. The record is from RefSeq and is a predicted model, not a curated record. The coding region runs from base 92 to 1714 and encodes 540 amino acids. Gene Ontology annotation, biological process: peptidyl-proline hydroxylation; regulation of translational termination. Gene Ontology annotation, molecular function: L-ascorbic acid binding; iron ion binding; peptidyl-proline dioxygenase activity.